GACUGUGAUUCUUAAGUCAUGAUAAUCAGAUAACAUCAGAUCUGCUGCUGGAUAGAAGUCCUGAUUGUCACGUACACAAACUGCAGACCUCCCACCCUCACAACAAGCAGAGAUUUGGUGUCAUAUGGACGCUGCUGAAAAGCAUGAUUAGCAGGUUAUUGUUGAUGGUGGAACAUGCAGGAUAUGUAAACAAACCUGCGUGUGGAUGUGUUGUGUUUGAUAUUUGUUGUUUGUCCACCUGCCCGUGCCUCAGGUUUGAGAUGCUGGAUGCUGCCAGGAACAAAGCCAGAGUGAAAGCCUGCUACGUGAUGAUGGCGGUCACGAUUGGGGCGUGUUUGAUCACGGUGAUCCUGGGCAAACGGGCUGCAGGCAGAAACGAGUCUCUGACAGUCCAGAACAUGGAGAAGAAAGCAAGAUGGAGGGAGGAAAUACAGAAAGAGAAGGAAGCUGCUCUCGCCCUGUCUGAGAAGGCUCACUAAAAGAUCACGUCCCUUCAAACCCUCAUAGUGGGCCCAUAGUGUCCCCCUUAUCCCUGUAUUUAUCACAACUUCAGAGCUCUCCACUCCCAUCCUACAUAGCAGCCAACAGAAAUCACAGCAGUUUGUGAUUCUUAACUUUUUUUAAGCCUUUGUGAAGUUUCAUCUUCAUUUUUUUUUAAACGGAUAACAAAUACUGUGGCGUUGUGAUACAUUUCUGGCAAAAAUAAUGAUUUUUCAGACAAGAGACGCACCAAUAACGUUUUAUCUAGCAAUGCUUCUAGUAAGCUUUCAACAUAUACCUCGAAAUCUCUCCAAAAUAACUGCCUUAGUUUUGAAAUUAACCUCAAAGGCAACGGUCCGACUUGUGAUGACAGUUCAGGUUUAAAAUGGUGUUCUGUUUUUCUGUAAGAGAACGUCAAGAAGUGGAUCAGGCAUCUGAACGAGGGUCCGGUCUGUUCUGGAUCAUGUGGGUUGUUCAUGACUUGAUGCAGCUUCUGUGUUUGUAUAAAGUGAGCACUAAAAAAAUAUGAAAUAAAGUAUUUCUUCUUGAGGA
Notothenia coriiceps (black rockcod) is the source of this 1032-nucleotide messenger RNA. RefSeq names its product protein FAM162B-like. Bases 144 to 479 code for a protein of 111 amino acids. NCBI's taxonomy places the organism in Eukaryota, Metazoa, Chordata, Actinopteri, Perciformes, Nototheniidae. The record is from RefSeq and is a predicted model, not a curated record. The transcript is spliced from 2 exons. Gene Ontology annotation, cellular component: mitochondrion. Gene Ontology annotation, biological process: cellular response to hypoxia; neuron apoptotic process; positive regulation of release of cytochrome c from mitochondria.